AUGUCUUGGUGGAGGAUGCAAAAGAGCAGCAGGAGCAGUAGCAGUUGCAGCAGCAUGGGUCUCCUGAGUGUCCUGUGGCUGCUGAUGGUCUGUCUGGCUCCUGUGUGCCGGGGCCAGAGGUUGAAGGAGGCGGAGGGGGAGCAGCCAGCGGCUCAGCUGGAAGAGAGAGACGCUGUCUGCCACCAGGAAGGAUGCUACGCUGUCUUCCUCCAGAAGAGGACCUUCAGGGAGGCUGGGCGGAGCUGUCGGGAGCGAGGUGGGACCCUGGCAACCAUGCACACCCAGGAGGCAGCGAGCGUGGUCCACGAGCUGCUGUCGGCCAUCGAGAGCUCCAGGGCCCGGCUGCGUCUCUGGGUCGGGCUGCACCGACAGCCCCGGCAGUGUUCUUCCACUAGACCGCUCAGAGGAUUCGUCUGGGUCACAGGAGACCAGGACGGCCAGUUCACUAACUGGCUCCGAGAAGACGCCCCUGGGACUUGUGCGGCCCCCCGCUGUGUGGCCAUGACCGUGCACACUGCAGAGAGGGGGCGUGAGAGCAGCGACAAUUUCCGGUGGCUGGACGGCUCCUGCGCCCUACCGUUGGACGGAUACGUCUGCCAGUACAACUACAAAGGAAUGUGUCCACCCCUGGAGGAAGAGGGCAGUGGCCCAGCUGUUUACACCACCCCAUUUCACCUGGUCAGCUCACUGCUCACCCAUGUGCCCUAUGGGUCUGUGGCUUCUCUACCCUGCCCUGAAGACGUCUCAGACCCAGAUACUCGUGCUGAGCAGACGGUGCUGUGCAUGGAGAGAGACGACGAGACAGUGGGCUGGUCCAGGGAUACCCCACUUUGUGGGCCCGAUUCAAGUCAACAGAACCAGGACUGGUGCAGCGGAGAUCAUGGCUGUGAUCAGCACUGCCAGAACACAGACACGGACUACUACUGUUACUGCGAUGAGGGCUUCAUGCUGGACGAGGAUGGUUACGGCUGCAAGCCCGAUCCCCUGAGCUCAACUGACCUCCCCGAAUUAUCCGCUGACUCCGCCGGUCCCACUGACCAGCCCCAUAUCAAAGACAUUUGUUUUGAGAUGGGGUGUGAGUACAACUGUGUGGAGACGCAGCGGGGCCCUCGCUGCACAUGCCCCCCCGGCUACCAAAUGGCUUCAGAUGGCCGCAAGUGUUCUGAUGUAGACGAAUGUCUGCAACAACCGUGCCCGCAACUCUGUGUCAACAUCCCGGGCACCUUCCACUGCACCUGCCACUCCGGGUACCAGCAGGACGAUGAAGGCGAGUGUGUGGACACAGACGAGUGCCUAGAUGAGGGAAGCUGUGACGGCAUUUGUGAAAACACAGUGGGCUCGUUCAAGUGCCUGUGUGACCCCGGGUACGAGGUGGGAAGUGACGGAGAGUGUUUGGACAUAGAUGAGUGUGAGGGAGAGGCGCCCUGCCAACAGCAGUGUGUCAACUACAAGGGAGGGUACCAGUGUUACUGUUAUAUCGGCUUUACACAGAAUUCUGAUGGGCUUACCUGCCGGCCGUCGCCUGAAGAUGAAGAAUAUUCCACUCUGACCCCUGACCCCAUCGACUUCGCUCACAUACCUGCCUUGGACCCUGACCAUGAUACUCUCUGGUCCACCUCGUUCACUCCAGACCCAAACUUUGAAGCUGACACCAACUUUGAUGUUGAAUGGCUGACAGAAGCCCCUGAAGUGCUCACCCCUGACAUGGCACAUGGGUCAGACAAUCACCUUAACCAAUGGGAUGCCCAAUCACCUAAGCGGUAUCAGACAGCCCCCUCUCCAACGCAAAAAGCAAACACAGGCAAUGAAAUCGAUAAUGAGGCUGAAACCAAGAUACAAGGUAGAGAAGAUAGUCAUGGAGCUGCAAACGGGUCAGCCACUAGGGAGGGGUCAAAGGUUAACAGUGCAGAGGACGUCAGCGGCACAGCAGAGGCAGGGGAGGGGUCUGGGAAACGGAAGCAUGACAAGAGCUGGCUCCUGGUGGCCCUGCUGGUACCUCUGUGUGUGUUCCUUGUAGUAAUGCUGGCUCUGGGGAUCGUCUACUGCACCAGCUGUGCUGUGGACAAGAGCCUGAGCUUCUCAGACUGCUAUCGCUGGGUACUCCCUGCAACGCCCCCUGACAGAAGGGACGGCAAAACCCAAGCAUGAACCCUAAAUUAAACAACACACACACACACACACACACACACACACACACACACACACACACACACACACACACACACACACACUGAUAUGUGUUAAAGGCCCAGUUGUCUGUUAACAUUUCUCUUAUGGUGCUUCCAUUUGGAUAAAGUGCAGCUAACUGGUUCUGCAUUCAUCAUGUAAUAAUUUCUGUUGCUGACCCAUUGUAAAUAUUUCACUUUCUCAUCAUGUUUUUUUUUAGAAUUCAAUAAAACCA
Messenger RNA from Trematomus bernacchii (emerald rockcod), 2401 nucleotides. RefSeq names its product endosialin-like. Gene Ontology annotation, cellular component: extracellular matrix; external side of plasma membrane. NCBI's taxonomy places the organism in Eukaryota, Metazoa, Chordata, Actinopteri, Perciformes, Nototheniidae. The coding region runs from base 1 to 2148 and encodes 715 amino acids. Gene Ontology annotation, biological process: cell migration. Gene Ontology annotation, molecular function: calcium ion binding; extracellular matrix binding; extracellular matrix protein binding. The transcript has 2 exons. The record is from RefSeq and is a predicted model, not a curated record.